Molecule: messenger RNA, 1101 nt
Organism: Bradysia coprophila
Lineage: Eukaryota; Metazoa; Arthropoda; Insecta; Diptera; Sciaridae
Gene: Non3
Product: Ribosome production factor 2-like protein Non3
Biological process (GO): ribosomal large subunit assembly; maturation of LSU-rRNA from tricistronic rRNA transcript (SSU-rRNA, 5.8S rRNA, LSU-rRNA)
Cellular component (GO): nucleolus
Molecular function (GO): rRNA binding
Source: RefSeq, a predicted model, not a curated record
ACUGAACGCUUUUGACAUUUAUAUGUCAAAGUCACCAAUCAAAACACGUGGUCGACAUAUUGAGUUUUGUUUAUUCUACCAGUUACAAACAGAAAUAAUUCAUUCACACCACAAUGUCGCUCCUCAGAAUUAAAAAACCCACCACACGUAAAGGCAAAAAGAUUUUAUUGGCUCGAGAACCUCAACUUCACGAAAAAGUCAAAAACACAUUGUUCAUUGAAGGACGAAAAUGUUCAGGUGAUGUUAAACAAGCGCUGAAGGACCUUUAUCACAUUAAGAAGCCACUUUGCAAAGUAUUGACUAGAAGCAAUGAUAUCUCCCCAUUCGAAGAUACAUCAUCAUUACAAUAUUUAUCCGAGAAGAAUGAUUGCACACUCUUUAUGUUCGGAUCAACGUCGAAAAAGCGGCCCGACAAUUUAGUCCUUGGACGCAUGUAUGAACAUGAAUUGCUAGAUAUGGUGGAAUUGGGCAUUAAGCAGUACAAAGGUCUGCAGGAUUUCAAAAACGAUAAAAUUGGCACCUGCGUCAAACCAUGCUUGGUGUUCAACGGUCCGAAAUGGGGUCAAACAGAAGAGUAUCGACGAUUGAAAUCACUUUUUAUCGAUGCAUUCCACAGGGAUACGGUUCAAGCAAUACGACUUCAGGGUAUCGAGCAUGUGCUCAGUUUUACGGUAACUGACGACAAUUUGGUGAUGCUGCGAUCGUAUAAAGUUUUAUUGAAGAAAUCUGGUCACAAGACUCCUCGUAUUGAGUUAACCGAAAUCGGUCCAUCGAUUGACUUUUCCAUUCGUCGAACGAAAAUUGCCUCUGACGAUCUCUACAAACUGUCAAGGAAACAGCCGAAACAAUUGAGAGUGACCAAAAAGAAGAAUGUCACUCGCGAUGAAUUGGGUAACACACACGGCCGUGUUCAUGUUGGAAAGCAGAAUGUUAUGAAAGUGCAAACCAGAAAGGUUCGGGCGUUGCGGGCUACACCCGAAGAAAAGAAGGCGAAGAGACAACUGAAAAAGGCCGAAUUGAGGAAGGCCAAAGCUGCUGCUUGAUUUUGCCAAUGUGAAAUCAAAAUUGAAAAAUUUGCUUCAAUAAAUGAGGCGAGACCCA